Molecule: messenger RNA, 846 nt
Organism: Fusarium coffeatum
Lineage: Eukaryota; Fungi; Ascomycota; Sordariomycetes; Hypocreales; Nectriaceae
Exons: 1
Coding region: 1-846 (281 amino acids)
Source: RefSeq, a predicted model, not a curated record
AUGAAAGCAAUUCAUUGGCUCCUCCCGUUCAGCAUUGCCGGCGCGACUUGUCCCAAUUACGCGAUAUGGAUUUCGCAGGAUAGAACUCCACUAAAGGAAACAGUCGGCCGAGCUUUGCCCGACCUUGAUUUUGAGAAGCUCGAGGCACUCAACCCUGGGUACAUCGCCGACAGCGAGUCACACAUGGGCAGAGUAUACAAGAUCCCCUACGAUGAAAGCAUGACCGUAGUCCCCCCGGCGUCUUGGUCCGGCAAUUGUCCCAAAACUCUAGUGUUAGGUAGCGACCGGAAGGACGCAGAGACUCGCUCCUGGCUGUGGCAAAAAUCGAUAGACAUGCGUGCCCGAAACCACCAAGCAGUACCCAGCGCAAUGAUCAUAGUGGCAGGAUCUCAAGAGGGUGGCGAUGACGCUAAAGAGACACGAACGUCCGCCGCAACUGCAACUGGCACCGCGGCAGGCCCAGGGGCAACGGAAUCAAACAGUCCCAUGCAUUGCCGGGAGAAAGCGCUUGCCGUAGAAGAGUUUGAUCUGAGUUCCGAAAAAAGACUUGACUUUGCUGAGACGUUCUGCACUAGGCUCAAGAAUUCCACUCUGACCCCUCAGCAACCUAUAAAGGCAGAGCCAUACGCUGAUACCUUUAUCGGGAUUACUUUGUUGAAUGGCUGCCCCAAGCGCGUUUUUGGAGUGAAGGAAGUUUGGGAGUGUUACGCUAUCAUGAAGGACAUUAACACAAACUGUCCCGAGUUUGGAGGGACGUCCAAGGCUUCUUGUCUCCUUUACUACUUUCUCAAGAGAGAUGAUCAUGUCAGCUCUAUCUCUACUCCUUCAUCUUCCCCUACCCCUUAG